GCCCGCAGAUUGCGGAACGGGCGGCGCCGGCUGAGGCGGUUGGAGGUUUUCCCUCUUCCCCGGGAUGUGGAAGCUGGUGUCGGCGGCAGGGCCCGCGCCUGCCCCAGGAGAGCCAUAUCGACUUUUGGUUGGUACUGAGUAUGUUGUUGGACGCAAGAACUGUGCAAUUUUAAUUCAGGAUGAUCAGUCAAUCAGUCGAAGUCAUGCAGUUCUGACUGUCACCCACCCUGAAACUAACCUUAGUCAAGCUCUCUCAGUCCCUGAAUUGAUAAUACAAGACACCUCUAAGUAUGGUACCUUUGUUAAUGGAGAAAAAGUUUUGAAUGGUACUUCCAGAACUCUGAAAUCUGGUGAUAGAGUCAAUUUUGGAGUCUUUGAAAGCAAAUUCAGAGUAGAAUAUGAACCUUUGAUUGUCUGCUCCUCGUGUUUAGAGGCUUCUGGGAAAACUGCUCUAAAUCAAGCUAUUCUGCAGCUUGGAGGCCUUGUUGUGAAUGAUUGGUCAGAAGAAUGUACUCAUCUUGUCAUGUUAUCAGUGAAAGUUACUGUUAAGACUAUAUGUGCUUUGAUUUGCAAUCGACCAAUUAUAAAGCCAGAGUACUUUGUGGAAUGUAUCAAAGCCAUUCAAUCCAAGCAGCAGUUGCCAAAACUGGAAAGUUUUUAUCCUCCAGUUGAUGAGCCUGCUAUUGGCCCUGAAAAAUUGGAUCUGUCUAUGCGUCAUGAAAGAAAAAUUAUCUUCAGAGGCAAAACCUUUCUGUUCCUAAGUGCUAAACAGCAUAAGAAACUGAGUCCAGCUAUUAUUCUUGGAGGGGGAGAAGCAAAACUGUUGCCAGAGAGAAUAAAAGAAACUUCUUUACUUGUAGCUCCUGAAGUUUGUGUCAUUGAUGCAGGAUUAACUAACUCGCAGGUCCCAGUGUCUGACUCAGUGAGAAAUUGGAUUGAUUCCAUUAUCACCAUGUUACAAAGCAAGAAUCUCAGAGCCAUUCCAGAAGCAGAAAUUGGAUUAGCAGUUAUCUUCAUGUCUAUGGAAAGAUAUUGCAACCCUCAAAACCAGCCUGGCAUAGCUAAACAGCCAGUUAGUCCAGGAUCAGCUAUUCUGCAUCCAACGCUUUCUCAGAGUUCGUCUGUACAUGAGACCAUAAUGCCUGUUACUACAAGUGAUAACAGAGCAUAUGUAGCUGACACAGAACCAGAAGAACUGAUGGACACGUGUAUGGAGAUAAGCGGAGAGGAGAGAGAGAAAACUCCCAAAAUGGAUCAAAGAGACAAAGUGUAUUCACAGAAUAUAACUACUGUAAAGGAGACUCCCAGCACUAGUGGCAGUGUAAAUACAGGGACAAUAUUACCCAGGAUGCAUAGAAUGCUUGGGGCUGACCAAAAGAAUCAACCCCUCUCACCCUCUAAAAUUUUAGGAGUUAAUAGAAAUAGAGAGAGAGCUUCACAGCAAGAGUCUAACUCCAUUAAAAAUUAUUUCCAGGCAGCUCCAAAGAAAAGGGAAAGGAUUGAAGAGGGAGAAACAUCUGUACCGAAACUGGCAAAGAUGGAUAAAAAGUCAUCUAAUCUUUCCAGUCAAACCCAACCCACAACUUCCUUGAUGUGGAAAAGUAAAGUGGAAGAGACUCAAAAGGAACAAUGUAACUUGGACUUGAAAACAAACCUUUUGCCUGUAGAUACAAGCCUAAAGCUUGCAAUAGAAACUAGCAAAUCAGAGAAAGAAAAAACUGUUACUAAAAAUGUUUCCAGUGAAAAGCCUGCAUCAAAGAAGAGAAAAGAGUUAGAUGAUUUAGUUGAGGAUGCGGCUACGCUAGAGCUUGUGUUUGGGAGCAAAGAGCUGGAUUGGGAAGUUGACGUGGGGGAUCGCGGUGAGGAGCAUGGAACCAAUAUGCAGAAAAAAAGACGUUUGGAAACCAAGGGGGAAAGGAUUGAAGAAGAAAAUGUAAUUCAAGAGGAAGCCAAUAGGAUAUUGCAAGAAAAUGAACCUGGUGCUGUUCCAACUACAAAGAAGAAAAUUGAGAUUAAGCAAGAAUCAUCAGUUUUGAACACUGACGGACUUCAAGAUGUCUCCAGCAAUCUGCCCAGCAGACUUUUGUUGACUGAAUUUAGAUCACUGAUUGUUAGUCAUCCAAGGCCAAAUAGUCUUGUUGCUGCACAAAUCAGUUAUAAGCAACUGAACAACUUUAAGAAAUUCAAAAAGGUACCUUAUCCUGGAGCAGGACAACUUCCACACAUUAUUGGAGGAUCAGAUCUGAUAGGUCACCAUGCCAAAAAGAAUUCACAGUUGGAAGAAUGGUUAAGGCAGGAAAUGGAGGAACAGAAUCGGCAUGCAAGAGAGGAAUCACUCGCUGAUGAUCUCUUUAGAUACGAUCCUAAUGUGAAAAGGAGAAGAUAAAUUCUCUUGAAUUUACAAUGAACCUACAGCAAAAUCAUCUUGACAUCAUGGUUGCUGGUUCCAGUGUACAAUAUAUAUGGGAGGUUUAAAUUUUCUUCUUGUAACAAUUGUUUUAAGUCCUGCUUUUAUUAAAGGAAAACGGAAUCAGUUUUACGUUG
Molecule: messenger RNA, 2544 nt
Organism: Gopherus flavomarginatus (Mexican gopher tortoise)
Lineage: Eukaryota; Metazoa; Chordata; Testudines; Testudinidae
Gene: NBN
Product: nibrin
Exons: 16
Coding region: 65-2386 (773 amino acids)
Biological process (GO): mitotic G2 DNA damage checkpoint signaling; telomere maintenance; double-strand break repair via homologous recombination
Cellular component (GO): Mre11 complex; nucleus
Molecular function (GO): damaged DNA binding; protein binding
Source: RefSeq, a predicted model, not a curated record